This is a messenger RNA of Photinus pyralis (common eastern firefly), 2425 nucleotides long. It is a transcript of the gene Lrch, whose product is annotated as leucine-rich repeat and calponin homology domain-containing protein. Bases 1 to 2145 code for a protein of 714 amino acids. The record is from RefSeq and is a predicted model, not a curated record. Gene Ontology annotation, molecular function: protein binding. The transcript has 12 exons. NCBI's taxonomy places the organism in Eukaryota, Metazoa, Arthropoda, Insecta, Coleoptera, Lampyridae.
AUGCAGCGGCUAUCGCACUGCAGCUAUGAGGAUGACGUUUUGGUGAUCGCCGACAUUCCACUGGCAAGAAUCAUGGAUGGAGGCGAAAGCUCAAAAAUGGAGUUAAGUAACAGAAAAUUAAAAGACUUUCCGAAGGCAUGUUCCAAGUAUAAUUUAAGUGAUACGGUCGUUGCAGAUUUGUCCAAAAACCGAUUUAAUGAGCUUCCAGAAGAAAUUACCGAAUUUUUGUUUUUGGAACGAUUGCAGUGCCAUCACAAUGCCAUACGUCAAAUUCCGGACACCGUUAGUAAUCUUCAAUGUCUCAAUUACCUCGACCUUAGCCGAAAUCACUUGACUGUUCUUCCAAAAGAGAUCUGCCAGUUACCUAUUCAAAUAUUGUUAGUUUCAAACAAUAGGCUAGCGUGUUUACCUGACGAAUUAGGACGGAUGUCGCAGCUAACAGAGCUGGACGCUUCGGGUAACCAGCUAACGCAUCUCCCGCCGCGGAUGGGCGAUCUGCAAAAUUUGAAAUCGCUCGUAGUACGAAGUAAUUUAUUAUUAUGCGUUCCUCUCGAGAUUACGUACUUGAAUCUUACACGAUUAGAUCUAAGAGCAAAUCGAAUUAGCACACUUCCAGUAGAGAUGAUCAAUAUUACGUCGCUUGUAGAACUUUUCAUCGAAGACAACCCCUUAACGAGUCCCCCUGCGAGCUUGUGUAAGCGAGGAAGAAUACAUAUCUUUAAGUAUCUUGAGACUGAAGUUAUUAAAUUAGAGCGUAAAACCGGAAUUAGUGGUAAUAAUACUUUAAGUCGAAAAUCUAGGCGAUCGUCUGGAACUUCUGGCCCACCUGCACAUUUACCUGAACGAUUAAGGCAAAAAAGGCAUAACGUCGAUAGUGGCUACAGUACCAGCGAUGGUUUAGAUAAAAGAUGGUCGCAAGAAAUCGCUCCCGACACAGAGAAACAUUGGACAUCUUCACCAAUCUUAUCACGUGCUUACGAACUUAAUGGUACAAAUUCGCCUAAUUCGACACCUUCAACGAUAUCACCUGCUCCUGAUACAACAAUAGAUGAUGAUCUUUCAUCAAAAUCACUAUUUAAUGAUUUUGACAGGAGAGAGGAUAGUAAGACUGUACGAGAUUCUAAUAGUUUUGAUACAACGUUGGUUAAUGGCAUGGAAGAUAAAAGUCGCCCAUUGACUCAAAUUCAAACUUACAAAGAGUACAAGGAGGCACUUCGACAGCAGCGGGCGCAAGAUGUACCUUCAAUAUACCGUACAAGAGAGCACGAUGACCACAACUAUAAAACGGAACCAAACACUCCUACGCAUCACAUGUCGCCAUCAAGAAGUGCUCUGGCAACAUCGAAGUCAGAUCCGACGCCACUAAAUUCUGUUUUAAGUAGCCCUAAACAUGUCUUCGACGAUACUAGUCCGAGAAAACCCGUACUAAAAGUGUCCCCGUCGAAAAAUCAUGCAAAUUAUCUUCAAUCAAACGGCAAUACGAUGAAUGGUACAAAUAAAUACAUGCAAGACUAUAUAAAGCCCAAAUCUCCUCUGAAAAACUCCACAGGCAUUAUGGUGCACAAUAAUGUACCGCCGACCGAAACGACCGCGGUGACUUUUAUCAAUGGUAAACCAAGCAGUCCACGGAUAGCGAACACAAUAAGUUACUUUAAUGGCGCGGCGAAGGGUGCAAAUGGUUUGAAGACAAAUCGCAGCGUGUCGUGGAACGAAAGUGUUCCUACCGAAAAAAUUAGCUUUACUAUGCGCCGAGAAAUAGACAAGGCGAAAGAAGAGUCGGAGAUGAUCGACCAGUUGCGUAAUAUAAUUGAAGCCCGUUUGAAAAUGGCUCUCCCAGAUGACUUAUCGUCGGCUCUAACGGACGGAGUGGUACUGUGCCAUCUAGCGAAUAACAUUAGGCCUAGAUCGGUGGCUAGUAUUCACGUUCCCUCCCCGGCAGUUCCAAAACUGACAAUGGCGAGAUGUAGGAGGAAUGUAGACAAUUUCAUCGAAGCAUGUCGGAGGAUAGGUGUCGAUGAGCAUUUAGUGUGUUGUUCGUCCGAUGUCCUGGAAGGAAGGGGACUAGUACAAAUUGCCAUUACAGUAGCUGAACUUAUUCGAUUUCAUCCAAAUAAUAAAUCUCCACUUCACGCAAAUAUGCAUUAGCCUGGAUUCUCCGUCGUUUAAAUGGAGUGCAGUCUCAAUUAUCGAUACAAGCGAAAUAACACCAGAUAUUUAUUUUGGGUCGUCUUCUACACUAUGCCAACUGAGAUGUAUGGCAUGCUGGAAUUUUUUCAGUAUAAGUCUGUAAAUACUACUAUUUUUUGUAUUUUUUAAUUAUAAGUGAACAUAUUGUGCCUGUAUCUGGUAUGUACAGCUUUUUUGGUUUACAUGGUAUUGAAGUUUGAUACCUUCUAGAUACCAGUACACUUUCUAUACUAUAUUA